AUGAUACCGAAUCAUAUAUUGAUACUAGGUUCUCCUAAUAGUGGGAAAUUGAGAAUUGCUAAUUUGAUUUCAAAAAACGAAGAAAUACCAAAUUUAGAGGAUGUCGAAUCACAUAGUGGAUUAAUAGUAAAAACGUCACUACGAACAAAAUAUUACUUUCUCAAAUUAAACAUAUUAAUAGACGAGUAUUCAGAGUCAAAAGAGGCCACUGAUGAAAAGAAACUUUCAGAGCUACAUAAAUGGUACCAAGAGUUUAAAUCUGAAGAGUUUGGGGAGUUGAGGGAGGUAUUGGAUGGUUUGAUGUUUACCAUAAACAUGAAAACAGAUUCAAUAUCCUUUAUUGGUGAUGCUUUAGAAAUAAUAGAACAAAUCAAAAUAUCUUUGGGCGAUGAAGAAAACCUCCACGACUGGGGAGGAUUCAUUGCAGUUGUGGGGUCAUGUCCAGAGAAUCAAAUAGUUGAAGACGACCUUAUUUUAGAAAUCGAGGACAUGGUGUUGUCACAAGGUCUCGAAUUUAUAAACUUGUCGACUGAGGGAGAGAACGAGUACAAGGAAAAACAAGGCAAAGAUAGAAUAGUCGAAUUGAUUGAGAGUCACGAUUGGACGAAUUUGGAGAUGCUUAAAGUUGACUCCAAGCAAUAUGAGACCAAUAAACUCGCCAAAAUGGAAUCAAUGAAACAGAAAUUGAUAAAUGAAAAAGAGGAGUUGGAUCUCGAUGAUAUUUUUAGCAAGUUGAAUCUUGCUCGAGACCAUGCACAGUCAUUAACUCAAGAUGAAAGGGACAAAUAUGCUAACAAAGUUAUUGAAGAAAUUAUAGACUUUUUGUAA
Messenger RNA from Candida albicans SC5314, 828 nucleotides. RefSeq lists its product as uncharacterized. The record is from RefSeq and is a predicted model, not a curated record. The transcript has a single exon. The coding region runs from base 1 to 828 and encodes 275 amino acids. Gene Ontology annotation, biological process: vesicle-mediated transport. Gene Ontology annotation, molecular function: protein-macromolecule adaptor activity. NCBI's taxonomy places the organism in Eukaryota, Fungi, Ascomycota, Pichiomycetes, Serinales, Debaryomycetaceae.